Mesoplodon densirostris (Blainville's beaked whale) is the source of this 824-nucleotide messenger RNA. RefSeq names its product histone H2B type 1-M. The transcript has 3 exons. Lineage: Eukaryota; Metazoa; Chordata; Mammalia; Artiodactyla; Ziphiidae. The record is from RefSeq and is a predicted model, not a curated record. Bases 28 to 408 code for a protein of 126 amino acids. Gene Ontology annotation, molecular function: protein heterodimerization activity; DNA binding; structural constituent of chromatin. Gene Ontology annotation, cellular component: nucleosome.
GUGAGUGUUCGAAUUUUUACCGCUACAAUGCCUGAACCCACCAAGUCUGCUCCGGCCCCGAAGAAGGGCUCCAAGAAGGCAGUGACCAAGGCGCAGAAGAAGGAUGGCAAGAAGCGCAAGCGCAGUCGCAAGGAGAGUUACUCCGUGUACGUGUACAAGGUGCUGAAGCAGGUCCACCCGGACACCGGCAUCUCGUCCAAGGCCAUGGGCAUCAUGAACUCGUUCGUCAACGACAUCUUCGAGCGCAUCGCGGGCGAGGCGUCGCGCCUGGCGCAUUAUAACAAGCGUUCGACUAUCACUUCCAGAGAGAUCCAGACGGCCGUGCGCCUGCUGCUGCCCGGGGAGCUGGCCAAGCACGCCGUGUCUGAGGGCACCAAGGCUGUCACCAAGUACACCAGCUCCAAGUAAACUUGCCAAGAAAGAAGGAGGAGGAGCAUGGGGAAAAGAAGAACGGGGAGAGAUAUGAGUGCAGAGAAGAAAUGAAUGCAAACAGUAACUGAAAAUGAGAAUCUGGCCAUAGAAGUUAUGAAGUAUGAUGUCUGACCUGCCUGAGAUGAUAGAUAAGUGUGUAUAUCCCACCAAAAUCCUACCCAUCCUGAUUUGCUGCACACUGACUUAUCAAAAGGAGAUCACUACCCGAGUGGAAGUGCCUAAACAAGGUGUUUUAGCUUUUUCAUUUUAUUUUUAUUUACAUUAUAAAAACAAUUUACUUCUGUUACAGGCGUAAUUACUGGGAACUCAUUAUUUACCGUGGACUACUUUUGCUGGGGGAAGUCUGAAAGGAUGGCAAAACAUUUGUAAAUGAGAUGCUAUAUUUAAUAAAC